Pelobates cultripes (western spadefoot toad) is the source of this 318-nucleotide messenger RNA. NCBI's taxonomy places the organism in Eukaryota, Metazoa, Chordata, Amphibia, Anura, Pelobatidae. The record is from the annotation of a GenBank genome assembly.
AUGAAAGCCUCUAGACAACACAAACAUAUGCCUGACCAAUACCGCUCCAUACAGCUUUUCACUGACCUUUCUGCACUCACACUACAGAAGAGAUGGAAAUACAAAGACGUGACAGAUGCCCUCCAAGCACAGAACAUGCCUUAUAUAUGGGGGCACCCGGUCCGCCUGUUGAUCCACAAAAACGGAACUCUGACUACUGUCACCUCCCCUGAUGAAGGAAGGAAACUCCUCAAGAGAUGGGGGAGGCUACAACAAAGAGGGGACAAGCAAGCGUCACCGCCCCGACUGCAACCAGAAUGGAGGAAGGCGAGAACCUGA